AUGGCGCUUAUGCUGGCAUAUUACGAAAUCAUCUCCGCGACUUCCACCAAUGCCUAUUUCCAGCACAUCAAUGGCGCUGAGACCCUCUUGAAAAGCAUGGAGUCUCAUAUCUGGCAGGAUAGCCAGCUUCAUGACCUGUAUAGCAUGCUUAGGCUGCAUGUACUCUACGCUUCUAUCAGAAAGUCAUUUACAUCCAAACCAUGGAAAACUCUUGCAUGGAGAGGCAAACAAAAAACUGUUUUUGAUAAGACAAUUGAUCUGAUCACGGAUAUCACCGCUAUCACAUGUAACCGAAAUAGAGGAGAUACAACAGACUUCGUCGCCGAUACAUUAUCAGCGCUGUCGGAAAUAGUCUUCCAGCUUGAGUCAAUUGGACAAGCUCUUGGCAUCGACCAUCAGCAAGUGAAAAGUACCAACGCCUUCCUAUUGCCAGAUUCAGACACAGCAGUCACGGUGGCAUAUUACAGUCUUGGGUGGUUGCUAAUAUCACCCCGAAUCCAAAAAUUCAACCACUUACAUAAGGAAGAAGUGGGCAAAAUAGUCGCGAUUAAUGACCAAUUCAUUUCCCUUCAUUGUAGCAAUAUUCUCCGCGCGUCGACCUAUUUGGACGAUUGCAGAGAUGGGUGUGCGUAUGUCAGGAUGAUACUGCCUCUCAAGGCAGUAGUUGAAUUUGGUCCGGAAAAACUACAAAGGGACAUGGCUAGAUAUAGGCUUGAAGCUUGGAGGGCUAGAAGAGGUUUAGCUGGUAUUUGUGCUAUCGCAUUCGCUUUGAAAAUUGAGGCUGGAGAUUCAAGUUAA
This is a messenger RNA of Talaromyces proteolyticus, 798 nucleotides long. RefSeq lists its product as uncharacterized. The transcript is spliced from 2 exons. Bases 1 to 798 code for a protein of 265 amino acids. The record is from RefSeq and is a predicted model, not a curated record. Lineage: Eukaryota; Fungi; Ascomycota; Eurotiomycetes; Eurotiales; Trichocomaceae.